GACUUUUUUGAAAAUUAUAAGCGACUAACUAUUUAAUGUGAAAGCGAGGGAUUGAAACGAAAAGAAAAAGAAAAACGGAACAAAGUUACUUUUUGAAACUAUUCUUGGAGCGUACUACCUUCAAGAAUUCCAAAAUUCUUUCCCGGAAAAAGUUCACAAACUCUACAAAAUUUCAGUUUGGUAACUGAGAAACUGGUAGCUCCUCGCUCUCGCUCUCAGUCGGAUCAGUCACUCCUCUUUCCUAUUAUAUUGCAGAAAUACCAAGGUUGAGGAUUCCAAUUCAAGUUUCAAUUUCAACCAGAGUAGCUAAAUGGCUACUUCUUUGGUUCACUCCCACAAAAUCAUGAAAAGGCUAGAAUCAAAGAAGUCCCAUUCCUGGUGGUGGGAUAGCCACAUUAAUUCUAAAAAUUCUAAAUGGCUCUUUGAGAAUCUUGAAGAGAUGGACAAGAGUGUGAAACGGAUGUUGAAGCUGAUUGAGGAAGAUGGUGAUUCAUUUGCAAAGAAGGCUGAGAUGUAUUACCAAAAGCGGCCAGAAUUAGUUUCUCAUGUUGAGGAGUUCUAUCGCAUGUACCGGUCACUGGCUGAACGUUAUGAUCACGUGACAGGAGAAUUGAAGAAGAACAUUCCCUCGGAUCUCCAUUCCCAGAGCUCUACAAUGUCUGAUAAUGGCACUGACCUGAAUGUUGUGUGGCCCUCUCCUGAUCAAAAGGUAAGCCGCCGAAAAUCUAGUACACGAGCGGCUGGUUUUGAUUUCUUUCUUGGCUCGGGUGGCAACUCUGAUAACUACCAGAGAGAAGGAGAUGAAUCAUCUACUUUGACAGAUUCUGAAGCAGAAUCUGAUGAUUCCUCGGUCAACAAUUAUUCUGGACUUUUCGGAAAUGUUGGCGGUGGUGAUCAAGUGUUGCAAAGAAGGAUAUUUGAGCUGGAAAAUGAGCUUCGCGAAGUGAAACUGAAGCUCCGGCUCCAAGAGGAAGAUAAUGUGGAUAGCAGCAGCUCAUCAAGGGGAUGUAAAAGCGACUACUCUGAAGAUUCUUUUGCUAGAAUUGCCGGAUACGAACAAGAGUUAAGGUUUGCAAAUGAGAAAAUUCAUAACUCGGAAGAAGAGAUUUCUAGAUUGAAGAUUGAGCUCCGAAAAUGCAUGUCUUCCGAAAUCGAUUUAUCUUUGCCUGAAUCAUCAGAACAGAAAGAGGUCGAAGCACGGGAGAUGGAGUUCGAGGAACAAGAAGAAUCAGUGUGUCAAGUAAGUGGUGGUUUGGAAGAAGAUGUUAACUCAGACAGCAAGAUUCAGGCUUUGGAGAAAGAGCUGAGAAUCACAAAAAGCAAGCUUCAAGUUUCAGAGAAUGAAAUUACUAGUUUGAGAUAUGAACUUGAAAGAAAUAAAUCGUCUGAAAAGCUUUUGCAGAACAAGCUUGAACUUGCUCAGAAAGAUGUUGCUACAUAUAAAUCCAUGCUUAAUGUGGAAAAAAGGGAGGUUAUGAAGUUAAAGGAAAGAGUUUCAAGGCUGAAGAGUAGUUUGUCCGAUCGGGAUCAUGAGGCCAGGGAUUUGAAACAAGCAGUAUCAGAUGCUGAGCAAAAGAUAUUUCCUGAAAAAGCACAAGUCAAGGCCGAAAUAUCUAAAUUACUCGAGGAACGUGUUCGAUUUGAGCAACAGCUUAAGGAUAUAGAAAACCAGGGACGGUGUUUAGAGGAGGAGAUUAGAAAGAUCAAGGCCGAAAAGUCCGAGAUGGAGGAGAGACUUAAUGGUGUAAUUGAGAAGCUGAAGGCAGAAAUGGUAGAGAGAGAUAACAGCAUUGAAACUUUGAAUAAGAGCAUUGAUUCUCUGAUAGUUGAAAGUGAUGAUUUAAAUUCAAGAGUUUUGACACUUAAAGCAAAUGUUAGCUCGAGAGAUGAUCAGAUAGAUCAAUUGAACAAACAAUUGGUAGAGGCUGAAGGGGCACAAAAACUAGUAAAGGAUCUGAAUUCAAGAACUCGGGAACUGGAGGAGGAAGUUGAGAGGCAAAGGGUUGAAAUUUUGGAUGGAGCAGAAGAAAAAAGAGAGGUCAUAAGGCAGCUGUGCUUCUCUAUUGAACAUUACAGGGAUGGAUAUGAAAGGCUUCGGCAGGCCUUUGUAGGACACAAGCGACAGCGAGUUCCAGUUUUGGCAACGUAAAACAUUUGUAUCAUAUAUUUGUCGAGAGUGCUUAUCUAGCUAUUGGGUUGAAGCUUUAUGACAGUCUCGUUUGUUGCAAUAUAAAUGUUUGGUUUCUUUUACUUAUGCAUAUGUCAAUAUAGAAUGCAAGAUGUAACAGAAACCCCUUCUUGGGGACCAUUUGAGUGCCUGGAAUGCCCUGAAAGUCUAGAACAAGGAUUAUAAAGCUUGUCUAGUUUAUUCAGUUAAAUUAUUGAUGCCUUGGAUCCGGGCCCAAAUGUAAAAGUUUGGCUAGCUAUACCAGUGGUUGUGGUUGCAAUUUAUAAGGUCCCAACACAUUUUAUUA
Messenger RNA from Humulus lupulus (European hop), 2474 nucleotides. RefSeq names its product protein NETWORKED 4A-like. Gene Ontology annotation, cellular component: vacuolar membrane. Gene Ontology annotation, molecular function: actin binding. The coding region runs from base 311 to 2149 and encodes 612 amino acids. The transcript is spliced from 4 exons. The record is from RefSeq and is a predicted model, not a curated record. Lineage: Eukaryota; Viridiplantae; Streptophyta; Magnoliopsida; Rosales; Cannabaceae.